Molecule: messenger RNA, 798 nt
Organism: Rotaria sp. Silwood2
Lineage: Eukaryota; Metazoa; Rotifera; Eurotatoria; Philodinida; Philodinidae
Source: the annotation of a GenBank genome assembly
AUGAAUAAUGCAGACGAAGAAGUUCUCAUCUGGCUGCGUUCUAUUGACAGUAAUGUAAGAGAUGAGAAAAUACUGAGAGAUAAUGUUGAAAAGUUUGUUAAUGAUAUUCGAAUCUAUGAUGAUGUUAAUGAAUGUAUUGCGGAGUUGUCAUCUGUAUGUGAAGAAAAAAUAUUUUUACGACUCGGGAGCGGCUUAUCACAUCUCAUCAACAUUCUGGACGAUUUUAAUCAAGUACAGUACAUUUAUCUUAGUGAACCAUCCGAAUACAAAAGUAGUGUCAAGGUUCGUGGCGUAUUUAAUGACAACAUUCAAUUAUUCGAUCAACUUCAAAAAGAUAUUAACGCUUGGAAAAAUCAUCAUGUUUAUUUAACACUUUGCGAUGUCGAUUCUAGACGCAUGGAAACAACGACGCAAGAUGUUCAAAAUCAUGCAGCACGUUUCAUGUGGUCGCAGAUGCUACUUAAAACUUUACUACAGAUGCCGUCGCCAUCAAAUAAUAUAAACAAAGAUUUGCUUGAAGAAGCACGGCCUCUCUAUGCUAAUAAUGAACGCGUUCUCGCUGUGAUUGAGAAAUUUGAACGUGAAUACCAAGCUGACCAUGCUAUUAAGCGGUGUACAUGUGACUCGUUUCUUUAUCGACUAAUCAACAAAGCAUUACGUACUCGAGGCAUUUGUUUAAUUUUCAAAUUUCGAUAUCUGAUUCAACACAUUCGCAAACAAUUGAAGGAUCAACAACAACAAAUAUUAGCAGGUUGGUGUUUUUCAGACACGAACCAGUUAGAACAGCAUUUUAAAUAG